GGCGCCCUUUGCAACAUCGCGAUCCCCUUUGCUCGAUCCCACUUCCCUCAGGCAGCCACCACCCAAACCCUAGAGUAACACUGCAAAAGCCAUGGCCGCCGCCGACCCCAUCUGGAUGAUGCUCGACCGCUUCGUCUUCCGCAGGGAUCCCGCCGAGUCCUCCAUCGAAGACCGCAGCUAUUCCUUCUCGGCCAGCCACAUCGCCGGGUCCACCCCCUUCACCGUUGCUUUCCGCGUCCUCAGCCCCCCGGAGAUCUCCCGCCUCUACCUGAAGUGGCCGCCUCUGCUAGAUCCAAUGAAUGGCUCUUCGUGCGAUCUCGUGGCGGCGCACGACAACCUCCUCCUGAUCAGCCUCACCUCCAGCCCCGGGACUGUGAACACGUACAAGUCCCCAGUUUAUCCGCAGGAACACUUCAUCUGCAGAGCCUCCACCUCGCCGUCUCAGCCGUCACUGAUGCUCCACAAGAUCCCGAUGUGUACGGAACCGUUGGUCGUGCGUGGGAACAAGGACAAGGUGAUAACUACACAGCGCUCAUUUCAUCCUCACACUGUCGGUAUCUUGUGCCGUGGUGAUGAAGAGUUCGCCGUGGCACAGCUGAGCUUAAGUAGACCCAAUCUAGUAGCCGGUAUGCAAGCUGACCUGUGCGUGCUUCGCUCCAGUGUACACAACUGUGAUCACAAGUGGGAGGUUGAGCAGCAGCUACCGAUCCAGUGCAAGUUCUCCGAAUCAUCUGACUUGAUCUAUUGGAAAACUGACACAGUCAUCCCUUUCAAGACUGCUCUGUACUGGGUCGACUUCUGCAGCGGAGGUAUGCUAUUCUGUGAUGUCUUCCAGGAAAGGCCUGCCAUCUCUUACCUUCAAUUGCCUAUUUGUAACCGAAAUCCUGGUUAUGAAGUACGCCCAUUUCAUGAUAUGCACCGUUCUGUGUGCAUCACCAAAGGUGGCCAGGAGCUCAACUUCAUUGAUGUCGUCCGUGAGGAUGGUAAGCAUGUUGGCCCAAUGAGCCCUGAUACUGGUUUCACUAUCAACCGCUAUGCUUUGAUGACAAGCAGCUGUGGCACCUUGACUUGGAAAAAAUUCGUCGUCAAAUCUUCUGAAUUGGACUCUCUCGAAACCUCUCCAUCUCAAGCUCUGACGUUCCCUCUUGUGAGUAUGGACAAUCCAAACAUGGUGCACUUUCUGCUAUCUAAGAAAAUGGCGGAUGGAAUCGACAACGUUUCUGUGGUUACUGUUGAUAUGAAAGCCAAGGAAAUGGUGUCGAGUCAUCCUUACAUUAAGGGUAAUGAAGACCUCCUGGGCAAAGACGCGGAUAUGGUCAGACGAAAGUCCCAUCUUCUCCAGCCAUUUAUUUCCUCCAGGCUUCCAAAAUUCUUCAAUCGCUCCAGCUUCAAGCGGAAGGUGCAAACAAGACGCCAGGAUUAAAUCAGGCAGCCAAUUAUCGUCAAUGUCUAGACAUCCUGCAUCGUAAUAUUACGAUCAUGAAAAAAAAACACUAGCUAUCUGAUGCACUAGUUUAUUAAUAGUAUGAUAUCUCCAAUGAACUUGUAGUAGCAUGUGAUGUUGUAUCUUGGUUAAUAACUGCCAAAACUUACUGUGGGUGCGAAAUGUGAAGACUUCUGUUAUGUGGUUUAUCAUGGUAAAUCUUUUUUCCUGA
Messenger RNA from Triticum urartu, 1655 nucleotides. RefSeq lists its product as uncharacterized. The record is from RefSeq and is a predicted model, not a curated record. Lineage: Eukaryota; Viridiplantae; Streptophyta; Magnoliopsida; Poales; Poaceae.